AUUGGAGGGAGAGCCACGCAGCGUAUCCAGGCUGUGGGCUCCACCGUUUGCUCGUCACACAUAAAUACUUGUCUGCCAGGGGUUACAAGGACGAACGGGGAAAUAUAGCUAAAACACUGGACUGGUGCAUUCUUUUACCUGCCUCGACAACAAAUUUAGAGAAUGCCUGGAUCAGCCUCAACUAGCUGUUUGGGACCAUGGCCCAAAGAUGUUGGUAUCAUUGCCAUGGAGUUGUACAUCCCUUCACAAUAUGUAGACCAGACUGAACUUGAGCAGUAUGAUGGAGUUUCAGCUGGAAAAUACACAGUGGGCCUGGGCCAAGCUGGCAUGGGUUUCUGCUCCGAUCGAGAGGACAUCAACUCUCUGUGCUUGACUGUGGUACAGAGGCUAAUGGAAAGGAAUGGUCUGUCCUAUGAUAGUGUGGGGAGACUGGAGGUAGGGACAGAGACAAUUAUUGACAAGUCCAAGUCUGUGAAGACUGUCCUUAUGCAGCUCUUUGAGGACUCUGGGAACACUGAUGUUGAGGGUAUUGAUACAACCAAUGCCUGCUAUGGUGGCACAGCAGCACUCUUUAAUGCUGUCAACUGGGUGGAGUCCAGUUCAUGGGAUGGGCGUUAUGCUUUAGUUGUAGCUGGAGAUAUUGCUGUCUAUGCCACUGGAAGUGCACGACCUACAGGAGGGGCGGGUGCUGUGGCGAUGCUUGUGGGGCCAAAUGCUCUAGCCUUUGAAAGAGGUCUUCGAGGAACCCAUAUGCAGCAUGCGUAUGACUUCUAUAAACCAGACAUGCUUUCAGAGUAUCCAGUGGUUGAUGGAAAACUUUCUAUAGAAUGUUACCUGAAUGCUUUGGACCGUUGUUAUUCUGUGUACCGUAACAAGAUCCAUGCACAAUGGCAAAGGGAGGGUUCAGAAAAGCAUUUCAACCUAGAGGACUUUGGUUAUCUAGUAUUCCACUCUCCUUACUGCAAACUUGUUCAGAAGUCACUGGCAAGGUUGAUGCUUAAUGACUUCCUGAGCCACCCAAACCCAAACACAGAGGUGGGACCUUUCACUGGCCUAGAGGCCUUCAGAGAUGUCAAGCCUGAAGAGACCUACUUUGAUCGAGAUGUGGAGAAGGCCUUCUUGAAGGCCAGUGCUGAGCUGUUUGAGAGAAAGACUAAGCCCUCUCUACUCAUUUCAAAUCAGAAUGGGAACAUGUACACCCCAUCAGUCUACGGUUGUCUAGCAUCUCUUAUUGCACAGAAAACUACUGCGCAGUUAGCAGGUCAAAGAAUUGGAGUUUUCUCAUAUGGAUCAGGAUUUGCAGCUACUCUGUACUCUCUCCGCAUCACUCAGGACCACACCCCUGGAUCCAGUUUGGACAAACUUGUCAGCAGUCUAAGUGACCUGCAGGUUAGACUUAACUCACGGAAGAAGGUUUCCCCAGCUGUCUUUUCAGAAAAUAUGAAAUUGAGAGAGGAGACCCAUCAUUUAGCUAGCUAUGUUCCUCGUGGUCCAGUGGAUGAUCUUUUUCCUGGAACAUGGUACCUAACACGGGUGGAUGAGAAACACAGAAGGGAAUAUGCUCGCCGACCUAUAGAAUGUGAGGUGCAAGCAGAGCCUGAGAUUGUUUGCUCAAGUACAGAGCAUAUUCCAAGUCCAGUCAAGAAAAUGCCUCGUAUCCCUGCUGCAGCGCCUGAAGCUGCAGUGAGCAGUUAGAAGACCCAUUUACCUCUGAGAGGUAUUAAAAGUCCAACCACUUCCAGAUCAUUUAUAAAACUGAACUGCCUGGACAAAUAAUUAUUGCCAUUACCAUAAUUGCGGUCAUAAGGACCUUUCAUCAUUUCGAUGUGAAACUUUCUAUGGGCUGCAAAUACAAAGUUAACUUUUCAGGAUCCCCUUAGAUGGAGAGAAUAGGAGAGGCACUAUAUAUAUAUGCAAUAACAUUGAGCUGAUGCUGCUUCCAUGGAAACUCAGCCUAAGCUCUCACUUUGAAGCAGAGCUCAUUCUCUAUACCUCAGUUUAAAUUCAGGACACUGCAGGCUCAUUGUCAUGCUCUCUCAACCUGUAGUGUGUGCGUGUGCGUGUGUAUGCACUCUGUCUGAUUCAUUUUGACCCUGCAGAAAGUGACCCUCAGCUGUACCAGUCAUAUGUUGCUUACUUCAUGCAGUCAGUUGGAUUUAGUUUAUACUAGAGGCUACAGGUUCUGGUGAGCUUUUAAUUUCUGACUUAAUUCAUGUGCUUCACUACACUAUUUGUCUGAUUUGUUUUUAAAACAAAUAUUGUGUGCUUUGAAAGAAUUGAAUGAUCAAUGGGUUUAUGAUCAACUUGUACAGUUUUGUUUUUUUCAUACACUAAAACGUUUGUUGUUUUGGAACAGUUUUAUGAUGUACAUUUCCAAGAAGCAUUGUAAUUAUGUUUUAGUGUAUUAUAAUCACAAUAUUUUAUAAUGAUGAAAAACUUGAAAUGCUUAAGUAAAUAUGGGAGACACCAAAUAAUUUAACUUUUUAGGAAAAAGUGUACAACAUUCAGAUUCUAUUUGUAAAGAAACUUGAGUUGUGUUACCAUGUCUCAUAAGUGAGCUGGGUGAGGUUCCCGCCUACAUUUUUAACUAUAUUGACAUUAAAGAUGCAAUCAUGUGUCAUCUAUGACUAAGCCUUAAUAAGCAAGGGCUUUGAAACCUGCAUUGUCAUGUAAUGUAUUCAUAGUUUUAUAUAAUUUUUAUUUUUGUGUUUCAUUUUCAUGUUUAGUUUUAAGUCAGUGGUUGCACUCAGAAACUAGUUUUUAACUGGCAGCAUUGACUUGGUGUUGGUGUCUCACUGGUCUUAAUAAUAGAUAUCUAAAGGAAAACUAAAGAACUAAAAGGACUGUUAUCAAAAAGCCUUAUUAAAAUAUAAACAUCUGCAAAAUAUUCUUAAUUAUAAACCCAGUUUAUUUCUAGUAGACUGCGGUUACUCAUACCAGAUGUCACUAUAACUACUAGAGGCCAAAUUUUGUAGAAAUGUAUCGAAACUGUAAGAUUAUUUAAGAUGUGCUGAUGAAUGGGGAAGUAAUGUAGAUACUUGAAUAAAUAUAUAUUCAAUCAUGUCCCUUGA
Boleophthalmus pectinirostris (great blue-spotted mudskipper) is the source of this 3071-nucleotide messenger RNA. RefSeq names its product 3-hydroxy-3-methylglutaryl-CoA synthase 1 (soluble) (gene hmgcs1). Gene Ontology annotation, molecular function: hydroxymethylglutaryl-CoA synthase activity. Lineage: Eukaryota; Metazoa; Chordata; Actinopteri; Gobiiformes; Gobiidae. Gene Ontology annotation, biological process: acetyl-CoA metabolic process. The record is from RefSeq and is a predicted model, not a curated record.